Nestor notabilis (Kea) is the source of this 1696-nucleotide messenger RNA. It is a transcript of the gene MIA2, whose product is annotated as melanoma inhibitory activity 2. NCBI's taxonomy places the organism in Eukaryota, Metazoa, Chordata, Aves, Psittaciformes, Psittacidae. The transcript has 5 exons. Gene Ontology annotation, cellular component: endoplasmic reticulum membrane; endoplasmic reticulum exit site. The record is from RefSeq and is a predicted model, not a curated record. The annotation marks the transcript as partial. Gene Ontology annotation, biological process: vesicle cargo loading; endoplasmic reticulum to Golgi vesicle-mediated transport; protein secretion. Gene Ontology annotation, molecular function: protein binding.
AUGUCAAGGAUCUUGGAUCGGAGAAUUUUGCUGUUAGUAAUUUCAUUUUCAGGAAGUCUGCAGAGUACAACAGUACUUUCAGAAUGGAAGAAGUGUGGUGAUCAGGAAUGCGAGAUGGCAAUGAGCAGAGUUCACGCCACUACAGACUACUCAGGGCCUGACUGCCGGUACCUUAACUUUGAAACAGGGGAAGAGAUCAUGGUAUACUCCAAACUCUCAAGGAAAAAUGAAAACUUGUGGACAGGAAGUAAAGGAAAGGAUUUUGGGUAUUUCCCAAAAGAUGCUGUGAAGGUUGAGGAAGUUUUUAUUGCAGAAGAAGUGGAAGUGCUCACUAAGGAAACUGAUUUCCUUUGUCUUCAUGGAGAUAAGUAUGCUUAUGAAAACGAAAACAGUGCAUUACAUGAUCACAACAAAGAAAGAGAAUAUCCAUCAUCUGAUGCAGAAUCAAAGUGGCAUGAAAAUGAACUCUUAAAAUAUACAAGAGAAUCUAUGCAAAAGGAAGAAACAGUUGAAUCAGUUUCUGAAAAUGAUUCCAAGGAAUCUCACACUCAGGAGGAGUCUGCAAGCAAAGAGUUCUUUAGAAAAAAUGAGAACAGCAGACAUGAUACUGAAGAGCCACAAAUGCAAAAGAGUUUUCCAGUAGAACCCAUUCCAACUCAGUCCAGUUGGAUUACAGGAUGGUUCACCACAGGAAAUACAUAUGAUGGAGAGUCCUUAAAAGCCACUACAGAACCUUCAGGAGAAAAUACGUACCGAAGCAGAAAAAUAAUGGUAACUGCCGAAAAUGAUUUAGAGGAGCCAAAUGAUAAAGAGGAGCAAGAAUCCCCAGCAUCUGCUUGGUUUCAAGGUGGACUGACAGACUUCCUGUAUUUUGGUGAAGAGAAUGUAGAUGUUGGUUUGGCAUCCAAAAAAAAGGAUCUACAAUUCCAUGAUGUUUCUGGUAUGCCUGAACUUUCCAGUAAUGAACAGGAAACAGCAGUCACAGAGUUACUGACAGAAGAAGAAAAGAGUGAAAGCCGAGAAUCUGGAUCAAAUUGGUUUAAUUUGGAUUUAAUUCAUGUUCUUAAUUUUGUCCAUGCUGAGAAAGAUGCAAUUGCUGUGCAAGACGAGCAAAGCAGAGAAACAGAGGAUGAAGCAAAUAAGAAUGAAGUGCAGACUUUAGACCAGAAAGAAUCACACAUGGACAAAAGAUCUAAGGAGACAGUCAAAGCAGUGACGGGUGAAGAUGAUGAAGAGAACUACACACAAGAAAUAAUAGAUUCAAACAUGUCAAAUCCUGGGGAGAUACCAGCAAAUGUGCAUACUCUUAAUGCCACUAAAAGCACAGAAUCAUCUUUUGAUACACCAACAGGUGUCAAAGAGGAGCCAAUUGAACCUUAUGGUUCAGAACAAGACUUGGUAUCAGAAAGCCAACUGCUGAAAAACACUGAAGCUAAAAAGAGAAAUCAGGAGUCAGAAAGCAAAUAUGGACAGUCAGGAGUAGGCAGUAGAAGAAAGCUACUAGAAGAAACACCAGAGAAGGAAUAUGAAAUGAUUGCAGCUGUAGACAGUGAAGGCAACAGUGACCAAUAUUCAAAACCAAUAGUGAUUCCUUCAGAAAAUUCUGAAGAAAAAAUGGACAGUUUAGUAGUUGACUCUCCAUUUGAUGUUGAAAAGUCCUUCUCAGAUGCCAUCCAGAACUACGUUCCAAGUAAUG